AUGGCAAACAACCUACAAUCCUUUCAAGUCUCGAUUCUCAACAAGAGCAACUUCGAUAAUUGGAGUAUUAAAAUGAAGGCUCUACUAGGAGCUCAUGAUGUGUGGGAGAUUGUAGAGAACGGGUACGAGGAACCGCCGGAUGAAGCAACACUAUCCCAACAACAAAAGGAAAGGCUAAGGGAUUCAAGGAAGAGGGAUAAGAAGGCUCUCUUCCUUAUCUACCAAGCAUUGGGAGAUGACGAUUUCGAGAAGAUCUCAAGCGCAUCCACCUCGAAAGAAGCUUGGAAUAAGUUACAAGUCUCGUGCAAAGGCGUCGAGCAAGUAAAGAAGAAAAGGAUGAAGGGCCGAGCAACAAUUGUGGUGAAUAUUGGAGAGGUCGUGGCCAAGGACAAGGUCGAGGCCGAGGACGCGGACGAGGUGGCUAUACCAAUUAUGAAAAGAAAGAGUACGGUCGAGGAAGGAGCAACCAAAAAUCGAGAGAAGGCAAAUUUCGUCGAGAGCAAAGAUGAAGCCAAAGCAAGUUUGCUUAUAGCUUACAAAGGAGAAGAAGGAAGACAAGAUGACACUUGGUACCUCGAUACCGGAGUGAGCAACCACAUGUGUGGAAAAAGGAGUAUGUUUGUGGAGCUCGACGAGUCGGUAAGCGGGAAUGUCUCAUUUGGUGAUGAUUCUAAAAUUCCAGUCCAAGGAUAA
Striga hermonthica is the source of this 693-nucleotide messenger RNA. Lineage: Eukaryota; Viridiplantae; Streptophyta; Magnoliopsida; Lamiales; Orobanchaceae. The record is from the annotation of a GenBank genome assembly.